AUCACUCCUCUCCCCUUCACACCCCUCAUCUAUCCUUCCCUCUCACCUCCACCUCCUUCGCCACAACGUCUAGCUAUUCGGCGCCAGGCGUUGGUGGUCUCACCGGCUCACCGCCUCAGGUGAGGUGAUUCCACCGGCCAGCCGCCGCCGCCGCCGCUUCCACCGUCGCCAGCAGCCAUGCUUCCAAGAAGCCAGAGCAUCUUCCACCUCGGCGAGGAGGGCAGUGUCCACUGCCACCGCGGAGGCAGCAGCCUCGUCGCGGCGGCCAUGGCUGGUGGAAACGGCGGGCGCCGCGUGCGCGUGCGCGAGCGCCUCGUCGUCGGGCUCCAGAUCCUCGUGCACAGCCAGCACCACCAUCACCACCACCACGACGGCCGGCACGCCCACGCGCACGGCCACGCGGCGAGCAUAGUCCUCAAGCAGAUGGUCCGGCCGCGCCCCGCCGCCGACGCCGCCGCCGCCACCGGCGUCUCGUGCAGCUUCCUCAAGGCAUGCUCUCUGUGCCGGCGCGAGCUCUGCCCUACCAAGGACGUCUACAUGUACAGGGGUGACCAAGGCUUCUGCAGCGAGGAGUGCCGGUGGCAGCAGAUCGCCGUGGACGAGGCCCGGGAGCGCGAGGCGGCGGCCGGCCGGCCGGAGCGGCGGGGAUCACUGGCUCGCCACCACAGUCCUCACCGCGCGGCGCCCAUCCGUGGAAGGACAAGGAAGACACUAGCCGUAGCCUAGAGAGUACUCAAGUUAAAGUACACGUACGUACGUAGCAGCAGCACAGUGUUGAGCAUGACACUGUUCAUCACUCUCGUUAAGCUUCGAGAGAAAGUUAAUUAAUUAGCCUGGCAUGCCAAUAACCGGUGGGGCUUAAUUUGCAUGUGUAUCGGUGUAUGCAUGCAGAAGCAUGACGCGGUGAUAAGAGAGAGAACGAUAAUUAAUUAAAGAGAGGUUAUGGAGAACAAAAGGGGCUCGAAGAUCAGAAUAUUGGAUCAGUGUUUUUUGUUUUGUUUCUAUUUUUGCAUGUUAUAAUCCUGGAUCGAUAUGCAACUUGUUAGAUCGAUCUGUGUGUUUGUUUGUUAUAUAUGCACGAUCCGAUUGAUAUUUGAUUCUCUAAAAGUGGAAGCUAAGGAUUAUGGAAGGAAUUAACUUACGUGGAAGAACAAUAACAGAUAUAUAGCGUG
Oryza brachyantha (malo sina) is the source of this 1172-nucleotide messenger RNA. RefSeq lists its product as uncharacterized. Lineage: Eukaryota; Viridiplantae; Streptophyta; Magnoliopsida; Poales; Poaceae. The coding region runs from base 178 to 726 and encodes 182 amino acids. The record is from RefSeq and is a predicted model, not a curated record. The transcript is spliced from 2 exons.